Molecule: messenger RNA, 564 nt
Organism: Ananas comosus (pineapple)
Lineage: Eukaryota; Viridiplantae; Streptophyta; Magnoliopsida; Poales; Bromeliaceae
Product: E3 ubiquitin-protein ligase ATL23-like
Exons: 1
Coding region: 1-564 (187 amino acids)
Source: RefSeq, a predicted model, not a curated record
AUGGUGAUGGCGAUCGUGCUCUCCGUGGCGCUCCUCCUGGUGGGGAUCGCGGCGCUGGUGGCCGUCCACGUGUGCCUCGUGGGUCGUCCGUUUCGCAGGGCGGGAGUAGGGUUCGAGACGAUGGGCGGCGUCGGCGGCGUAAGUGUAGUCGGCGCCAGGGGCUUGUCCCCUGCCGACUUAGAGAAGCUCCCCUGCUACUACUACUACUACUACGUCGACUCGGGAGGAGGGGCGGAGGAGGACGACGACGACGACGACGUCAAGGGGAGAUCGGACGGCGCCGGGGACUGCGCCGUGUGCCUGGAGAGCUUCCGGAUGGGCGACACGUGCCGGCUCCUCCCCGCGUGUCGCCACAGCUUCCACGCGCGCUGCGUCGACUCGUGGCUCGCGAAACGACCGAUCUGCCCCGUGUGCCGCCGCGUCGCCGCCGACGAUGGCGUUGGGGCAGGGGCAGGGGCAGGGGCAGGGUUGGGCGCGAGACACCACAAUUCGACCGCUGGGGUUUCGACGGCUCCUGAUCCAUCAUCACCCGCUUCGCACGUGAUCCCUCCGCCCCAGAUUUAG